AUGGACCUCUCCAACCUGAGCACCUCACUUCGCGAAUCCGAAUCGUCGACCUGCAAUCGUCGUCAGCAACAUCUUCGUUCUGCAGAAGAUGACUUGAAUGCUUUCUUCCGUUCCUCCGCGCUCGGCUUGACUACCUUGUAUCGACACGGGGUUGCAGGGGCAAAAGCGAGUUAUGAUAAAGGGUAUGCACAUGCACUAGCGCAUGUCUUGGAGUUGUGGCACAAAGAUAAAGCCUGGUUGAAGGGGUAUUUGCAGCGUAGGAUUGAGGCUUUAGAGGCCGAUAGGGAGGAUGAUGAGCUAGACGAACAGACUCGGCCCCAAAAGCAGCAGAAGGCAGCUACAGCUACGCCUGCUGGGCAAGUGAGAGCUGGGGAAAGCAGCACUAGCUCCGGUGCGGCACGCGGGAGCAAUAAGCGUUCUCGUUCAAACUUUUCUUCCGAGAGGAAUGCAGAGGUGCAAAACAUUCCCGUCGGUGGUGAGAGGAGGACGAACAGGAUGCCUGCAACAUCAGCCGCCGCCUUUUCGUCAGGCUUCAACUUUUCAACUCCCCUAAGCAUGCCCGCUCUCGCCCAUGCUGCUGGAACAAAGUCGCAUACCCGCAACACCUUGCUCGCCAACAACAACACUCGUGCAGACGCAACUCCCAGCUCGGGAGGAGUGAUCAAAACCAGCACCCCCACCGCACAACGUCGUCGUUUGCAGAAACUCAAAGGCUUACGUUCCGGCAACACUCGUGAUCGAAUCAUGGAGAUCAAACCGCAACCCCAGGAGGAUGAUAUGGUUGACGACCAAGUUCUAGAUCAAGAUCCAGAUAGUGAUGCUUGGACUGAUGAUGAUCAAGACUCCGCCGCGGGUGUAGGGGAGAGAGAAGCCAAGGGAACGAGGUUUGUUUGGACCGAUCAUGCCCGCAAGGCAGAGCAAGGUCUACUGGAGAGGAAAGAUAGAAGGAAGAGGAGAAGGACCAAAGCAAAUGCGAAGGAUGCAAUCACAAUUCAAAAUCUUCCUGAGCAAGACGAGUUAGGAGAUAGUAGUAGAGAGAGGCAGAGCGAGGCGUUUGCCUAUCACUCUUGA
Messenger RNA from Ustilago hordei, 1071 nucleotides. RefSeq lists its product as uncharacterized. NCBI's taxonomy places the organism in Eukaryota, Fungi, Basidiomycota, Ustilaginomycetes, Ustilaginales, Ustilaginaceae. The transcript has a single exon. The record is from RefSeq and is a predicted model, not a curated record. The coding region runs from base 1 to 1071 and encodes 356 amino acids.